AUGUACGAUGGAGAACCUGGUCGAGCUGUGAUCUCUGCUCAGUUAAACAUUAAAGACGAGUUUUUUUCUUCAUCAUCCUUCCUCCAGAUCGUCAUCAUCAUGUUAAAACCGAGCCGUCGUCUGUGCACCGUUGGGUUCCUGGAGUUAAAGCACAUUUUUGUUCAACCUUUUCUGUUACUGUCACCAUUCGCAGGACUUACAGGAGCUGGGGGUUUGCAGGUGGUCUCCACUGGUCCACAGACAGUCCUCAAGGCAGAAGGUGACAGUGUAGUCCUGGGCUGCAAGUACAGGAGUUCUCUCAGAGUUGACUCUGGAGAUUUGGACGUGGAGUGGUCUGCCCUGAGUCCAGACUCCACCCACAAGGACCAAAUGCUCCUCUCCUUCUCUGGAGGAAUCACGUACACCCAUGACCAGGUUCUUGGCAAAGGUCUGAGCUUCACAGUGACAGAUCCUUCUCAGGGCGACGCUUCACUCUCCAUCGCUGCUCUGACCCCUGCUCACAGCGCCACCUACCAGUGUAAAGUGAAGAAAGCACCUGGGGUGGACACAAGGAAGGUGACUCUGAUGGUUCUGGUGAAACCCUCUGAACCCCAGUGUUGGCUGGAGGGAGACCCGUGGGUCGGAAGGGCUGCAGCGCUGCAGUGUCACUCUAACACAGGCUCAUCCCCCUUGAAAUAUUCAUGGAGGAGAGAAGGUGGAGUACAACUUCCUGUCACUGCCAAGCAGAACAGUGUCAGUGGUGAGCUGAAAAUCACAAACCUCACUCUGAGCUCUGCAGGGUUUUACUUCUGUGAGGUGAACAAUGCUGUGGGAGCCGAGCGCUGCAGGAUCAACCUGAGAGCCAUGACACCUCCAAACAGCUCAGCAGUGAUCGUUGGCAUCGUGGUUGGUUCCCUGCUCCUUAUCUUCAUCCUGCUGGUCUUCAUCAGUCUGAUCUACUGGAAGCUGAGCAGCAGGUGGCACCAUGAGAAGGAGUUUUCUAAUGACAUAAGGGAAGAUGUUGCACCGCCUCAGAGUCGCCCCGUCAGCCGCCACACGAGCCGCUGUAACAGUCAGCACCACCAGGGGUUCUACAGUCCAGUGGUCAGAGCUGAGACCGAUAUAAAAACACAACCAUCGUCAUGGGACAACAGCAAUGGCAACAACACGCCGGUAAAAAUGACAGCAGUGGAAUAUAACAAGGCCUACGGCUACGCGGUCUGACUGACAAUACAGAAGUCCAUAGAGAAAAUCAAUGAUAUUACCUCAGACAAAAGUCCAUAGAGAAAAUCAGUGAUUUUUAGCUCGGACCAAAGUCCAUAGAGAAAAUUUAAGAUUUUUACUACUACACCUGACCUAGAAAUGAUCAGAGAUUUUACCUCAGGUCCACAGAGGUCAAUCUGAAGAGAGAGUUUUCAACAGUUAAGUCACAAAAUAACACUGUGGAUGUUUCCUGCCAGAAAAGAUCAAACAGUUAGCAAUGUUAAUUAAAGACUGGAAACUGGAAACUGAAAAAACAUGUUCCUUAUUUUAAAACAAAAGAGAAAUAUUUAUUUCAUGAUAGACCUCAUCUGGAAAUAUUUUUAAAAUAAAAAAUGUACACAAUGAAGUUUUCUCUGAGGAUGUACAUACAGGAAGUCGACAUAUCAACAGCUACAUGCAAUGGGUUUAAAGUCCACUACAUCAACAGCGAACAGGCCCCGCCCACCCCAUUAUCCCUCCCAGUCCCUUUUCUUGACUUUUUUCAGAAUGAUUGUGAAUAAAAAAGCUCACGCGUUGACAGUGAAGAGUUUGGAAAAUAAAGACGAAACCUCCAGUGGAACAUGUGACAGUGUGAGAAGAGCUGAAGUGUUCAGUGAGUGCACAGUACUUCACACUCAGACCAAUGGUACUCAAUUUGAGUCAAAGGUCAAAGGUCAAAGAGAUAGAGGAAGAGACCAGUGAAACAAACAAAUUAAAAUAAAUAAAACAGAAGACGAAUCAGACAUUGAGUUCAUAAAGUGAAAUUAUUUUAAGUUAAUUCUGUUCUAUGAUGAUGGCAUAUUUUGAAAAAUUCAAAUUUGAAUUUAGUGUUUGGGCAAAGUUUCUGAUGUCAUCACGAGAUGAGAUUUAAUAAAAUUUUCAUCAACCAAAGAAAUAUUGAAUAUUAUCUCAACAAACACCAGAGUAGAGCGCCCACUAGUGUUGUUAUUAUUUCUUACACUUACAAAUAAUUUUUCUACAUUUCAGUCAUAAUUAUUACUAAAGGGAAAUUAUUUAAACCUGUAGCACUAAAGUAAAAAGGACCCAAACACAACCCUCAGACUGGAAGUAAAUGGACACACUGAACACUUCAGACAGAAAAGUAAAAAUAAAUCCAGGUAGGAUUAAAGGUUCCUUCUGUGAACUUAUGUCAUGAUCGUUUUCUCCUUCAGAUGAAACCUCCAUUUUUCUUUUUCCUCCUCUAUUACUCUUAAUUUUUUUAUAAUAAGCACCAAAAUACCGGGUUUGACACCUGUGUAGAUUUUACUAAUAAUAAAGUAAAAGAAUCAUCUCAUCAUCUGCAAAAUUACCUGUAAAAAAAUAAGGCAGAGUACGAGUUCAAUCAUGGCUGAGAUUGGCAUUAAAUAAUUAAAAAAACACAAGCAAUAAAUGAUCCAGUUCUUACAACUAACAAUUAAUCACAUCGGCUCUGUGCAAAAAAACAAACAUUAGAACAAGACGGUUUCCAACAGCUGAAUAAGACAGAGUAGAGAAUUUGCUGAUGCUUCCCUUUGUUAUUACAGAAUGCAUCUCUAAUCACCGAGCACAUUACCAGUACAGAGACUGUGGUCCGAGAGAAAAUCAGUGAUUUUAGCUCACAGACCAAAGUCCAUAGAGAAAAUCAGUGAUUUUAGCUCAGACCAAAGUCCAUAGAGAAAAUCAGUGAUUUUAGCUCAGACCAAAGUCCAUAAAGAAAAUUAGUGAUUUUAGCUCACAGACUUUACUGUCCACUGCUGCCUCAAGUGGUCAGUUAGUGUCACUGAAGUAAACCUGAACUAAGCAAUUUGAGUUCUCCAAAUAACAUUAGAAGUUAGUGAUUGAGGCAGCAGUUGAUCAAUACCUGCGCCAACCUCUAUGAGCUAAAAUCACUGAUUUUUACUGUGGACUUUGGUAUGGGAAACUGAUAUUGUCAUCUUGUCAUAGGUGUCAUGUAUCCAAUUAUUGGACAUUUUUAAAACUUAAACAACUCACUCUCCCAUGACGAAUUACAUUACGAAAAACAGUGACUGAAGCUCACAGACCAAAGUACAUAGAAAAAAAAUCAGUGAUGUUAGGUCAAAGGGGAGUUCACAUUAGUCUGUGGUCACUGACAUCACUGUGGACUUUGAUGCUG
Cynoglossus semilaevis (tongue sole) is the source of this 3334-nucleotide messenger RNA. Its product is annotated as coxsackievirus and adenovirus receptor homolog. The transcript is spliced from 8 exons. Lineage: Eukaryota; Metazoa; Chordata; Actinopteri; Pleuronectiformes; Cynoglossidae. The record is from RefSeq and is a predicted model, not a curated record. The coding region runs from base 1 to 1203 and encodes 400 amino acids.